AAUUUCACUCACACUCUACGAAGCUGCGCCAAUUAUUGAAAAGUGUUUGAAGUUUGAGAGCUGCUGGGAAGAUGGGGGAUGAAAAGGAUGCUUUUUAUGUUGUGCGGAAGGGGGGUGUCGUUGGAGUAUAUAAAAGCAUAACUGAUCUUGAAUCCGUUCUUCAAGCCUCUGCAAACAGGGCUUAUUGCAACUGGAAAUCGAUUGUCUUGUAGAUGUUGGUAAAAAAAGAGUAAGUGGAUGGUGUUCCUUGUGAAAUGUUAAGAAAUUCGGGAGGGAUUUUUUGAAGCGGUAUUCGACAUUAUGUGCGUGUUGACUGUAGAGUACCUCAGGUUUCAGUGAAACGAUUUUAGCAACAUCUCAUUCUGUUAACUUUUGACUUAUUUUUUUGAUGAUUGAUGAUUGGUGAUCACCAAAUAUGAAUGGCGAUUGAUGACCUGACCAAUGCUAUACUUUGGGUAGUACUAGUUUGCUAGAUGAAGCAUUUCCUUCCAAUACCAACACGUUGCAGUUUUAGACUGGACCAUCUUGGUUCACGAGAAACGCUUAGAUGUUUGCAAACGAUACUUCCUUAAGUGUUUUUAAAGGAUAUGGGUUGUCAAAAGAAGCUGAGGACUUUCUCUCAUCUCAUGGACUCAAGAAUGCUAUUUACUGUAUUGAUGCUAGUGACAUGCAAGACGAUCAAGCUCUUUUUGGCCAACUUCUCACUUGCCCUUUUCGGGAACCAAAUUCUUCAAAAGAUAAAUCAGCUAGCAAAAAUCAUGCGGAGAAGAGAUCACAGGAAAUAGAUCUGAGUUCUUGGUAGCAAUUUGUGGCAGUAAAGUAAUAAGAGCUUGUUGUAUCAGCUUCUUUUCCCGUGAAUCCUCAGCUGAAGCAUGCAAAGUUAGAUAACUUCCUUCAAGCUCCUCCAGUAUCGUCCUAUUGUGUAAGUUGUCUUAGCAUAUAUGAUGUGCUGGAGCACUAUUUGAAUGUAUUUGAAUUUUGUUAAACACUUUUUCCUUGAUUAGUUGACUUUUUGUUUCCAGUUUGGCCAUUUUCUUAGAAGCAGCUGACUUACCUUCAUAAUGGUGUCGCCCUGAGCACCAACUAUAUGUCAUAGUCUCCAGUUAUCAAAGAUAGUUAUCUUUGUGAUUCGGUAGUUAUUCUGCUUGGGCAGGAAGUUAAUUCCGGAUUGGCACUUGGUGCUUGCUGUAGUUUUCGCCCGCAUUUUUUUUUCAUUUUCUUAUCAGAAUUACUCUAUCGCUAUCAGAACUUCUUUCUACUGAUACUCCACAUCAAGCAUACACUCAUGUUAGUGGUUCUGGCUUUAUCCUUCUCACAUGUACUUUUUUGUAACUUAUACAUUGCUGGUAUUAGAUUUGAGGUGGUCAUGAAAAUUUCACAACUUGAUUUACCAUUUUAUGUACAGAGUUCGUGUAUUCUUGAGUUUGAUGGUGCUUCUAAGGGCAACCCUGGGCAAGCUGGUGCUGGGGCUAUACUUCGGUCAGCAGAUGGGAAUAUGGUGUUUCGAUUGCAUGAAGGUGUGGGCAUAGCAACUAAUAAUGUAGCUGAAUACAGAGGUUGCAUUUUGGGGUUAAGAUAUGCUCUUACAAAAGGUUACAAACAUAUAUGUGUUCGUGGAGACUCCAAACUUGUUUGCAUGCAGGUUCAAGGUCUGUGGAGAACCAAAACACAGAAUAUGACUGAAUUGUGUAAGAUAGCUAAAGAGCUCAAAGACCAAUUCUUGUCCUUCCAGAUAAUGCAUAUCGAAAGAGAGAGCAACACUGAAGCUGAUGCCCAGGCAAACUUUGGAGUGCAUCUAAAGAUGGGCGAAAUCCAAGUGGACUGUGACAUGAAAUAACGACCAAGUUCUGCAUGUAGUGGCCAUUAGGAACUUGUUAGUAGCUGAAAUGUGUGGAGAAGUGGAUUUAGAUGCUACUCCUAUUUUGCUCUUUUGUGAUUAUUUUGAAUUGAAAUACUAUCUAUUAGCUUAAGAGCUACCGCACCCUUCUAUAUAUCUAUGUGCAUGUUUUUCACUAAUUUUACCCAAGAAUGCGAGCUCAAAAUUUGAAACUUAUUGAA
Molecule: messenger RNA, 2058 nt
Organism: Salvia splendens (bonfire salvia)
Lineage: Eukaryota; Viridiplantae; Streptophyta; Magnoliopsida; Lamiales; Lamiaceae
Exons: 10
Coding region: 1286-1837 (183 amino acids)
Molecular function (GO): RNA-DNA hybrid ribonuclease activity; nucleic acid binding
Source: RefSeq, a predicted model, not a curated record